GUCACCUUUUUCAGAGGGUAGUUUACCAAUCAUGAGCCUCGGCUUCAACUUAGGAACAGAAAUGUUCUCUACAACAUUGAGUACGUUGAGCUCAACAGGGGAUGCAAGUCAUGAGGCUCUUCGUUUUACGUACGUCGAUUACGGCAUAUUCGUGAGUUUGCUGGCGAUUUCCGUUUUCAUCGGUAUCUAUUUUGGAUUCUGCUCGAAGAUCAAACAGGAUAACGUGGAAGAGUACCUGUUGGGCGGUAAAUCGAUGCCGAAGUUUCCCGUAGCAGCUUCACUGAUCGCAACGUCUGUAUCCGGAAUCACUCUGUUAGGUGUACCAACGGAUAUUUACGCGUAUGGCACUCAAAUAUGGAUGUUUGUCAUUUCCGGCCUGAUAGUAGGAUUCGCAAUGCACUUCGUUUACCUUCCGGUUUUCCAGGAUAUGCAGCUAACGUCCUGUUUUUCAUACUUGGAAAUACGCUUUGAUCGAGUUGUUAGACUAACGGCUAGUUUUGUGUUUGCCCUGUCGUCGCUUUUUCUCGUUCCGGUGGUAAUCUACGUUCCAGCCCUAGCCUUUAGUCAGGUUUCCGGAAUCAAUCUUCAUAUGGUUACACCAGUUUUGUGCGUAGUUUGCAUUUUCUACACCACCGUUGGUGGACUUAGGGCUGUAGUUUGGACCGACACAGUGCAGUUCAUUCUGAUGAUGGCGUCAAUUUUUGCAGUCAUUAUUUUGGGAGUAAUCGACGUUGGUAGUUUUGCCGAGGUUUGGCGACGAGCAGAGCGUGGUGGACGACUGAUAUUUUUUGGAAUGAAUCCGGAUCCAACGCAACGGAUUUCUUUCUGGUGCGUUAUAUUUGGUUUAACCACAAACUGGAUUGCUGUAUUCGGAAUCAAUCAGGCCUGCAUUCAACGCUUUCUGGCAGUUCCAACACGUAAAGCGGCUAAAAACUCACUCAAGAUAUACAUUUUCGGACUGAUCGCCAUCAAUUCGUUGGCCUGUUUCAUCGGAUUGCUGAUGUACGCCAAGUACGAGACAUGUGAUCCAGUGACGACCAAACAAGUUGAAAAACUAGAUCAAGUGGUUCCGUUUUAUAUCAUGGAUGCAGGCGGUAAAAUUACUGGAUUGCCUGGCAUGUUCAUAGUCGGAGUCUUCUCAGCCGCUUUGUCCACGAUGUCCUCCUGUCUCAACACACUAGCUGGGACUAUCUACGAGGAUUUCAUCCGUUCAUGUGUGCGCAAUGCGUCGGAACGAACGUCCAGUACCAUAAUGAAAAUGAUUGUGGUUGUACUUGGAAUAAUAGUGAUUGUUUUGGUUUUCGUCGUAGAAAAAAUGGGAUCUGUCAUCCAGAUUGUUGUUUCAUGUACCGGUGUCAUUUCCGGUUCAGUGAUGGGAAUGUUCACCCUUGGAAUGGUAUCAACCAGGGCCAACACGAAAGGAGUUGUUUCGGGUGUAGUGAUUUCCAUCUCUUGUAUGAUCACCCUGUGGAUCUCGUCCCUCGGGAAGCUGCAGUACGAUUUUCUUCCACUACGUAAAGAUGGAUGCUCUGAGGAAAUACUUUUCAAUUUAUACAAUUCCACAGCAACAGAUAACAUACCAUCAGCAAGCGAAAAUUUGCCUUACAUUUUCCGAAUUAGUUUUAUGUAUUAUUCCCUCGUUGGAUUGAUGAUAUUUUUAAUUGUGGCGUACCCUGUUAGCAUCUGUACCGGUGGCGGUAGAGUCGUUGAUCAGCGGUUACUGACACCAUUUGCCAGGUGUAAAAACGACAUCAGUCAUAAACUAAAAUUAACAGCAAAGAUAAAUAACGAUCGUCUGUUGGAUGACUCGACAAAAGAUAAAAUUUGAUAUGUAUCAAAAUACUAGCGUCCUGAUAACGAUUUGAGAAAAAAAACGCGUUCUGUAACUUCAGAGGAAAAUUGUAUCGAUCGCACAAUAGAAGUAUUUAAAUCUUUACAAUGAUACUUUAAUAUCAGUGUAGAUAUAAAUAUUUAUUUUCUCUUAUAUCUGUCCAAAUAUUAUUGUUUAU
Malaya genurostris is the source of this 2009-nucleotide messenger RNA. Its product is annotated as sodium-coupled monocarboxylate transporter 1-like. Gene Ontology annotation, cellular component: membrane. Gene Ontology annotation, biological process: transmembrane transport; sodium ion transport. Bases 32 to 1828 code for a protein of 598 amino acids. The record is from RefSeq and is a predicted model, not a curated record. Lineage: Eukaryota; Metazoa; Arthropoda; Insecta; Diptera; Culicidae. Gene Ontology annotation, molecular function: symporter activity. The transcript has 4 exons.